GCCCCUUCGAUAUGCAUACCUCCGAAGGCACAUCGCGGAAUAGCCCCUCAUCUGAUCAAUCUGAUUACGCCGCCACCCAUCUGAUUGGCCACAAUCUCCAGGGGUCAUUGUCGUCAUCGAAGGUUCAUGCUCCGCGAGCUACCGCGGCAGCUCCGCACGCAUUACCAAGCCAACCGGCCCCAUAAACCUCAACACCCGCAAUUACUUCUCGUUGGCCUUUUGAACCACUCCUCGAGUCUGGAAGAACCACUAUUAGAGACACUAUGGCAUCCGCGACCGGAAUACCUGAGGAUUAUAAUGCUGCGAGGGGCGCGGGCGAGGAGGAGCCACUACUUGGACAGAGAGGUGAUGCGAGUCAAAUGGAAGGACAGCCGCUUUUUAUGAAUCUUUGGCUGGGCACAGCACCGCUGGCCCAGGCAGGUAUUUGGAUUCUUGCAGCAAUAGUAUGGGGAGCUAUAUUCUCUCAUGACAUGAUAUUCUUCUCUGCGCAUCCGCUCCUCAACUCCGCGGGCCUCCUCCUUGUAACCCAAGCAGCCCUCAUCCUCCAACCCACCCACACCCCCGCCCAAAAGCGUGCCGGCACCCUCUUCCACUCUCUCUUCCACCUCUUCGGCAUCUCCUCCCUCCUCACGGGCCUCAUAAUCAUCGAGAUCAACAAGCGCGGCCCGGGCCACGAGCACUUCGAGUCCCCGCACGCUAUCCUCGGCCUCAUCUUCUACAUCUGCAUCUUCCUGCAAGCUUUCGUUGGCUUCACCCAAUACUACACGCCAGGCAUCUACGGCGGCAUUGACAAUGCGAAGAAGAUCUGGAAAUACCACAGAAUGACCGGCUAUGUGAUUGCUACGAUUGGGCUGGCCACCGUUUGUGCGGCGACUUGGACCACGUAUAAUGUGUAUGUGUUGCACAUGCAGCAUUGGGCAGUUAUUGUGGCUGCUGUGUUCGUGCUGUUGGGCGUGGUGCCGAGGAUUAAGCUGUCAAAGUUUGGGUUCAAGAAAGAUUACCAGGGACGGGAGAGGCUGGGGUCGUAGCACCUCCAGCGUGGACGGUGAUCGAUGAGCAGCGGAAAAAGAACCUUGCAUUCACGAACGCGCGAUGAGUUAGCGGGUAAUGAAGUGGCAUUUUUCCUUGGGAUUACUGCAUUUAAGACUUCCGUGCCAGGAACAUAGGGUCUGGCGUAGCAUUGUGGGCGCUCUUUUACUUCCUUCCUGCCUUUUCCACGGUUUUCUUAUUUCUCUCCGGGAAUGGAGUAUUGGACAUCCUUGCAUUUUAGUACCAUUAAUUCUCCAAUUUACGAGCCAGUGGUGUGUUGUCCCAAUAUGGAAACCCUACACGUGGAUUUCCCGAAUUUUCCCCCUUGGUACAUCCCCUCCAUUCCUUGGGCCAACCAACCAGCCACCAGCAAGAAUUCAAAGCAUGCGUCACGCGAGCUCAUCAUGAUGCAGUAUAAGGACG
This is a messenger RNA of Trematosphaeria pertusa, 1452 nucleotides long. RefSeq lists its product as uncharacterized. Lineage: Eukaryota; Fungi; Ascomycota; Dothideomycetes; Pleosporales; Trematosphaeriaceae. The transcript has 5 exons. Gene Ontology annotation, molecular function: transmembrane monodehydroascorbate reductase activity. The coding region runs from base 264 to 1028 and encodes 254 amino acids. The record is from RefSeq and is a predicted model, not a curated record.